CCCGCCGCCGGCCCCUGUCCCCCCGCCGCCUGACCCUGACCCUGACCGCCCUGCUGUCCUGCUGCUGCCCGGCUGCAGGGAAGAAGAAGCUGUACAUCGGAGCGCUGUUCCCCAUGAGCGGCGGCUGGCCGGGGGGGCAGGCCUGCCUCCCCGCCGCCCAGAUGGCCCUGGACCUGGUCAACAGGAGGACCGACAUCCUGCCCGACUACCAGCUGGAGCUCAUCCACUACGACAGCAUGUGUGACCCUGGCGAAGCCACCAAGCUGCUGUACGACCUGCUCUACACGGAGCCCAUCAAGGUGGUGCUGAUGCCGGGCUGCAGCUCCGUCUCCACGCUGGUGGCUGAGGCGGCGCGCAUGUGGAACCUCAUCGUGCUGUCCUACGGCUCCAGCUCCCCGGCGCUCUCCAACCGCCAGCGCUUCCCCACCUUCUUCCGCACCCACCCGUCCGCCACGCUGCACAACCCCACCCGGGUGCAGCUGUUCCAGAAGUGGAAGUGGACCAAGAUCGCCACCAUCCAGCAGACCACCGAAGUCUUCACCUCCACCCUGGAUGACCUGGAGCAGCGGGUGAAGGAGGCUGGGAUUGAGAUCAGCGUCCGGCAGAGUUUCCUCACCGACCCCGCCGUGGCCGUCAAGAACCUGAAGCGCCAAGACGCUCGGAUCAUUGUGGGUCUGUUCUACGAGACGGAGGCCAGGAAGGUGUUCUGCGAGGUGUUCAAGGAGAAGCUGUUCGGGAAGAAGUUCGUGUGGUUCCUGAUCGGCUGGUACGCCGACAACUGGUUCAAGAUCAAGGACCCGUCCAUCAACUGCACAGUGGAGCAGAUGACAGAGGCGGUGGAGGGCCACGUGACCACCGAGAUCGUCAUGCUCAACCCGGAGACGGUGCGCGGGGCGUCCAACCUGACCUCGCAGGAGUUUCUGGCCAAACUGAUGUCGAAGCUUGGGGGGAAGAACCCAGAGGAGACGGGGGGGUUCCAAGAGGCCCCCCUGGCCUACGAUGCUGUGUGGGCUCUGGCUCUGGCCCUCAACAAGACGGUGGGGCCCCUAAAGGCCAAAGGUCACCGCCUGGAAGACUUCAACUACAACAACCGAGACAUCACAGCUGAGAUCUACCGAGCGAUGAACACCAGCUCCUUCGAAGGCGUUUCGGGCCACGUCAUUUUCGAUGCUCAAGGCUCUCGGAUGGCCUGGACUCUGAUCGAGCAGCUUCAGGGAGGCAGCUAUAAGAAGAUCGGGUACUACGACAGCACCAAGGGGAACCUGUCCUGGUACGGCAACGACAAGUGGAUCGGCUCGGGACCCCCUGCAGACCAGACGGUGGUCAUCGAGGAGUUCCGCUACCUGUCCCAGAAGCUCUUCGUGUCCGUGGCAGUCUUCGCCGGCCUGGGGAUCCUGCUGGGCAUCGUCUGCCUCACCUUCAACAUCUACAACAGCAAAGUCAGGUACAUCCAGAACUCCCAGCCGUACCUCAACAACAUGACGGCGGUGGGCUGCAUGAUGGCGCUGGCGGCCAUCUUCCCUCUGGGCAUCGACGGCCUUCAUGUGCACAGACGCCAGUUCCCCGUGGUCUGCCAGUUCCGCCUGUGGCUGCUGGGUCUGGGCUUCAGCCUGGCCUACGGCAGCAUGUUCACCAAGAUCUGGUGGGUCCACACCGUCUUCACCAAGAAGGACGAGAAGAAGGACAAGAGGAAGCAGCACCUGGAGCCCUGGAAGCUGAACGCCACGGUGGGGGUGCUGCUGGGCGUGGACGUCCUGUCGCUGAUGGUCUGGCAGAUCGUGGAUCCUCUACACAUCACGGUGGAGAAGUUCACCAGAGAGGCCCCGAAGGGGGACCUGGACGUCCUGAUCCAGCCGCUGCUGGAGCACUGCAGCUCCCACAAGAUGAACACAUGGCUGGGAGUGGUUUAUGGGUACAAAGGCCUGCUGCUGCUGCUGGGCAUCUUCCUGGCCUACGAGACCAAGUCCGUCUCCACCGAGAAGAUCAACGACCACCGCGCCGUGGGCAUGGCCAUCUACAACGUGGCCGUGCUGUGUAUGAUCACGGCCCCCGUCACCAUGAUCCUGUCCUCCCAGCAGGACGCCUCCUUCGCCUUCGCCUCCCUGGCCAUCGUCUUCUCCGUCUACAUCACCCUGGUGGUUCUGUUUGUCCCCAAGAUGCGGCGUCUGAUCACGCGUGGCGAGUGGCAGUCGGACGCUCAGGAGACCAUGAAGACGGGAUCGUCCACCAACAACAACGACGAGGAGAAGUCCCGCCAGCUGGAGAGGGAGAACAAGGAGCUGCAGAAGAUCAUUCAGGAGAAGGAGGAGCGAGUGUCGGAGCUGAGGAGCCAGCUGUCGGAGCGCCAGGCGCUGCGGUCCCGGAGGCGGGCCUCCACCAUCACCAACCAGAACCACAGCCCCCCGCCGCUCUCCGUCGCCCAGAGCAACCCCCGGGCCCUGGCCCCGCCCCCGGGCUACCCCGCUCCCACCUCCGAGCCCCACCUGGGCCCCGCCCCCUUCUCCAACUCCUCCAGCCUCUACCAGCCCGACAGCAAGAUCAGCCGCAACAACUGCCACACCAGCCGCCUGCAGAUGCUCUACAAGUGAGUGGAGCGCCCGCCCGGGACCUGGGAAUCGAACCGAGCGUCUGCAGGAGCAGCCCUCCAGAAGGCAUCCCAGCAGCUAGCAGAGACCGAGCCUGAGGAGGACCAUCAUCAUCGACAUC
Messenger RNA from Salarias fasciatus (jewelled blenny), 2706 nucleotides. RefSeq names its product gamma-aminobutyric acid (GABA) B receptor, 1b (gene gabbr1b). The coding region runs from base 114 to 2588 and encodes 824 amino acids. Gene Ontology annotation, cellular component: membrane; G protein-coupled receptor heterodimeric complex. The transcript has 18 exons. NCBI's taxonomy places the organism in Eukaryota, Metazoa, Chordata, Actinopteri, Blenniiformes, Blenniidae. The record is from RefSeq and is a predicted model, not a curated record. Gene Ontology annotation, molecular function: G protein-coupled GABA receptor activity. Gene Ontology annotation, biological process: G protein-coupled receptor signaling pathway; gamma-aminobutyric acid signaling pathway.